GAUCCUCAAUAGAAUACUAUUUACUAGCUAAUAUCACACACCAGCAAGAUGGGCAAGGGCUUCAAUAACUACAUGUGUAAGAAAUUCUUCCACCCCGCCUCCAGGGACAAUCUAAAAAGGGUGUGGAUGGCGGAGCAGCAGGCUGAGGCGUACAAAAAGAAGCAGGAGGAGCUGCGCAACCAGUACGAAAAGGAGCAGAAUCUGCACGAGAACAAGGCGAUGCUCAGCAAGGACAGCAAGGACAAGUUGAGCGUGAAUUUCAUGUACGAGCCGCCGCCGGGAGUGCGAAAGGAGCGCGAGAAGGACGACAACGAGCCGGAGUACAAGUUCGAGUGGCAGCGAAAGUACAACGCUCCCAGGGAGUCGUACUGCAAGGGCGACACCGAGAUUCGGGACCAGCCCUUCGGCAUUCAGGUGCGCAACGUUCGCUGCCUCAAGUGCCACAAGUGGGGCCACAUCAACACGGACAAGGAGUGCACCAUGUACAGCAUUUCGAUGAGCGAGGCACGCAAGCUGCACGCGGAAACCGAGGCCAGCGACAUCAUGGCCAAGAACGUGCUGGAGGAGCAGAUGAAGGAGGAUGGCCUGAUGAUGAAACGAUCCGCACUGGAGCUGCAGAGCAUCAAGACCAUCCAACAGCAGCACCAGCUGGUGCCCAGCGACGGCGAGGAGGAGGCCAACGCCAAUCGGCAGAACCCUGAACUCGUCUUUCUGAAGUCAUUGUCCAAGAAACAAAAGCUGAAGCUGCUCAAGAAGCUGGAGAAGAUUGAACGAAUGAAGCGCAAGGGCGAGAAACCAUCCAAGAAAAAAUCCAAAAAGGAAAAGGAGGACAAAGACAGCAAGAAAAGGAAGUCUAAGAAAGAUAAAUCAGGCAGAAAGGAAAAGAAAUCUUCAGUAAGCGACAGUUCAGACGAUAGUUCUUCCUCGGAUAGCAGCGAUUCCGAGGACAAUUACAAAAGUAAUCACAGAGACGACAAAAGAAGUGGUCAUCAUGGGUCCAAGGACUCGGAGCACAGACAUCAGCGACGAAGGGAGGAAAAUAGACAUCGCAGGGAUCGAUCCCGCUCGCGAUCCGUCAGCAGGGAAAGGAGGCGGGAAAGGGAGUACUCCAGGCGAUAGUAUUAUCUUUGUAAAACCCACCAAUACAUUUUUAACAUUUUUAUCAUAAGGUUUUCAUGACUCUUUGUUUAAAUUAUACAGUCUUAUAAACUGAAA
Molecule: messenger RNA, 1215 nt
Organism: Drosophila takahashii
Lineage: Eukaryota; Metazoa; Arthropoda; Insecta; Diptera; Drosophilidae
Product: corepressor interacting with RBPJ 1
Biological process (GO): negative regulation of DNA-templated transcription
Cellular component (GO): nucleus
Molecular function (GO): transcription corepressor activity
Source: RefSeq, a predicted model, not a curated record